Messenger RNA from Melanotaenia boesemani (Boeseman's rainbowfish), 2420 nucleotides. RefSeq names its product KIAA0930 ortholog. The transcript is spliced from 10 exons. The record is from RefSeq and is a predicted model, not a curated record. NCBI's taxonomy places the organism in Eukaryota, Metazoa, Chordata, Actinopteri, Atheriniformes, Melanotaeniidae. Bases 259 to 1524 code for a protein of 421 amino acids.
GAAGUGUGAGGGGUGUUUCCAGCUGAUCUAACAACAGAAGACCCAGAGGCUCCCUCGGCAGACCGACCUGCCCGCGCUGUUCUGGGGCAACACAGCAAAACGCGCCGGUCCCGACCUCCGGCGUUUCCGCAGCGCCACGUUGAGUCAGAAGAGCCGGGGAAGGAAUCCUCGGCGCUGCGCCUUUAGCCGCCAGUUAGCAGCCGUGAACCGGUGCCUUCGGUCGCUGUUAGCCCGGACUGUCAUGAUCCCAGCUCGGAGAUGGCGUCCUUCCCCGGUUUGUGUAAGGCUGUUGGGCCCGCGGAGGAGGAGAACGGAGAGCUGGACGGCUCCCUGCAGCAGAUGCUGAAGGCCAUAGCCGACGAGAGGAGCCGACUGAACAGCCGACAGGAGAUCAGCGGACUCGGCUGCUUUAAGGAUGAUCGCAUCGUUUUCUGGACCUGGAUGUUCUCUACAUACUUCAUGGAGAAGUGGGCACCUCGCCAGGACGACAUGCUGUUCUACGUCCGCAGGAAGCUCGCCUACGUCAGCACAGACAACAGCGAAGGCAAAAAGGUGGAGGUGGAGGUCUACAGGAGGGACUCCAAGAAGCUGCCUGGCCUCGGAGACCCCGACAUCGACUGGGAGGAGAGUGUCUACCUGAAUCUUAUCCUUCAGAAGCUGGACUACGUGGUCACCUGCGCCGUCUGCACACGCUCAGACGCUGGAGACAUCCACAUCCACAAGAAGAAAUGUCAGGAAGUGUUUGCGUCUCCCAGUAAACAUGCCAUGGACAGCAAAGGAGAGGAGUCCAAGAUGAGCUACCCCAACAUCUUCUUCAUGAUCGACAACUUCGAGGAGGUGUUCAGAGACAUGACCGUGGGUGAAGGCGAGAUGGUCUGCGUGGAACUAGUGGCGAGCGACAAGAGCAACACCUUCCAGGGUGUCAUCUUCCAGGGCUCCAUCCGCUAUGAGGCGCUCAAGAAAGUGUAUGACAACCGGGUGAGCGUCGCUGCUAAGAUGGCCCAGCGAAUGUCUUUUGGCUUCUACAAAUACAACAACAUGGAGUUUGUGAGGAUGAAGGGACCGCAGGGGAAAGGUCACGCCGAGAUGGCCGUCAGCAGGGUGCCGACAGGCGACACCUCACCCUGCAACACCGAGGAGGACCAGGUGUCCCCCAUGCACGAAAGGGUGACGUCGUUCAGCACACCUCCGACCCCGGAGAGGAACCGUCCGUCCUUCUUCUCGCCAUCUCUAAGAAGAAAAAUGCCCCGAAACCGGAUCGCAGAGAUGAAGAAGUCUCACUCUGCCAAUGACAGUGAGGAGUUCUUCAGGGAGGAGGAAGAUGAAGAUCUUCACACCGCCACCAACCUUCGCUCGCGCUCUUUGUCGGGAACCGGGCGCUCGCUGGUCGGAUCGUGGCUGAAACUGAACCGGGCCGAGGAUUACUUCCUGCUCUACUCACACCUGACCUACGUCACGCUGCCGCUGCACCGCAUCACCACAGACAUCCUGGAGGUGAGGCAGAAGCCCAUCCUGAUGACAUAGCAGAGCCAGACGCCCUCAGAGCAUCACUACCAAGUGCCUCCUGCAUCAGGCCACCCACACAUCAGCAGCGCCCCCCGGAGUCCGGACGGAGACCUGCAACCAAACACCCGCUUCACCCGGAGACGCUCCGCAGAUAAACCAGCCAUCCGAGAAGUGCCUCCUCUUCUGCCCAGUUCCUGCUCGUCUCCACGGAAACAGGCCAGGCAUCAGGAUCACAUGACCUCAGCAUGAGAAGGCACUGGCUGAACUCUGACCAGGAAGGAGAGCGAAGUGAAGAAUGUGUGUGUUCUUGUAAAUAUUCCUGCUGCUUUACUCACUGAGACGCCUUGACUGAAGGUUGUGCUUUUAUUGACACGUCGUGGACUUCUUGUUUUUUUACACUUUGUUCGGGGAAAGGGACACGUGUUGGACUCGGACGUUGGAGCACGACAAACGGACGACAAACAGAGUUCACCUUUUCUGCUCACUAAAACACAAAACUAACAUCCACACUUUAACAUAGUUGUUAAAAACUUAAGAUUUGGAUAAAAUCUGACUCAAUCUGGAAUUUAAAUGGAAUAAAAAAAAUCUAAUUAUGACUGUCAUUUUAAAACUGUUAAUUUUUUUUUUUUACAAAACAGACAAAUUGAUGGAAAAAUAUAAAAUUUUCUGAACUUCAGACUGAAUUCUGCAGUAAAAAAUAUUAAUAUUUAAAUAUUAAAUUAAAAUGUAAUUAAUGUAAAAAAAAUUGUUAUUUCACAUAAUUAAAAUUCUGACAGAAACUUUGAAAAGUUGAGAAAAGGUCAGAAAACAAAAAGGAUUCAUAAAGAACUUAAUCCUGUGGGAAAUAUGUUGUUUGGUAUUUAAAUAUUUACUUUAUUAAAUAGAAUUAAACUUGUCUGAUUGGUUCGUUUUCA